AAAUGAUGAGGAUAUCAUCAUCCCAACUGCCGAGAAAAAUUAAACUUUUUCUGAUGUUUGCAGUAAACAGCAGCAGGUAAACUACUCAAGGGGAGCUGUCACAACUCACAGUCACACUUCGCAGUUCGCAGUUUCUCAACGGUCUUCAGUAGAAGGCCGUAAAAAUGGCGGAUCCCCACGUUGCUUCGCUAUCAAAAUUCCCCCAUUCUUCACUCCCCGUCGCCAAUUCUUCAACACCAACUAAACAUCACCUUCAUUAAAAUAAUACAAAAUAUAUCCUCCUAAAUCUCACACUCUGUCUCACUCUCUUUCUCUCUCCUCACUCCAUUAGUCCAUGUUCGCAUCCGAACAUGCACCUAUAAAAGUCGAAAUGUUGCAAUUAUUACAUUUAUAAAAAAGUCCAAACGUUGCAAUUAUAAAAGAACGAAGUACAAAAAAAGUAUCAUACUAAAUCUCACAGUCUGCUCACUCCAUGUUCUCAACCCCACAAAACAACCCAGAAAGGCCACAACAAACACACCCAGAAAGCCCCCCAAAAAUCCAACGAAGCUAUGCUGUCUCUUUCCUCUGUGUUCUUCCUCUUUCUCUCUGUUGCCAUUUCUGCAUAUGGGUUCGGAUCCAUGGGUCCCAUCUCUGCUGCUUUUGGCGGUGAUGAUUCCUUCUUCUGUGCCAUAGAUGCUAGCGGCAAACAAGCAAUCAUAUGCUGGGGUAUGUCACCAGAGAAGACCUCGGAGAAUUUCACCACUAUCCCUCCUAUGGCCGCUCUCUCUGGUGGCCAAGGAUUUAUGUGUGGUAUUACAGCGAAUAACUCGCUAGCAUACUGUUGGGAUUCUAAUGGUACAGGUAAUGAUCUUGUGCCAUCCUUUUACAGUAACAAUAGUUACUCCCACAUUGCUGCUGGUAGAAAUCAUGUUUGUGCUAUUAGAGGUAAUUACUACUCGGAUAACGGUUCGGGUGUAGUUGAUUGUUGGGAUAUUGUUGAUGAUGGUUCAAGUUUGAAUAAGUUGACUUCAAAGCAGAGUGCUCUGUUUUAUGAUCAGUAUGUUAGUAAUGUACAGUUUAAGAGUAUUGUUUCUGGAGAUGGGUUUAGUUGUGGGGUUGUUGCAAAACAAGAGUUGCUUUUUUGUUGGGGACCGAGUUCAGCUAGUUUGGGGAUUUCUAAGAUUUCAGAUAAUUUUGCUGCAUUAACUUCUAGUAGGAAGAGUUUAUGUGGGAUUAUACAACUUUCUGGUGAAGUCAAAUGUUGGGGUAAGAAUGAUUCAUAUUCUGAUCCCCCAUCUCGGGUUCGAUUCGUUUCUUUGACAGGCGGUUCACGCCAUUUUUGUGGGAUUAGAGCUGAUACUCAUGUGGUUGAGUGUUGGGGGGGUUUCAACUCUUCAUCAAUACCAAAGAGUUCUGGGUUUUACGCGAUUGCUACAUCGGAUGUGGCUGCUUGUGGAAUAAGAGAAGAAGAUUUGGUUCUUGAUUGUUGGUUUGUUAAUGAGACUAGUACACCUUCUGAAUAUAAUCCUCCUUUGCAGCUUUCGAGUCCUGGGUUAUGUACUCCCACGGAUUGCAACAUUGGUGAGUUUGCCUUCAAUGCGAGUGCUCUUAAUGAGCCUGAGUUGACUAAUGUUUGCAUACGAAAAGAUUUGCAUAUUUGUUCAUCUUGUGGGACUAAUUGCUCAUCUGGGUAUUUUUUGUCUAGUCCAUGUACCGAAAAUGCAGACAGAAUAUGUACCUCUUGUUCUCUUUGCCAAAAUAGCUCGUGUUGGGAUGUUUGUGGGCUUGCCCAAGUAGAAAUGAAGCGGAGGCAUCAACAUCAGAUGCAAAAGAUCAUUCUCAUAUUGGGACCAUCUAUUGCAGGUUUUUUAUUGAUAUUGAUUGGUUGGUGUCUUUUCCCUUAUUUAUACUUCUUCAAAGCAAAAGAUGGACCAACGAAGCAGUUUAGAUCAUGUAUUGGCAAAAAGGAUCCGGAGUCUGAUGCAAAUGCUGAUACUGAUCCCCCUAUGCUAGUUGCACAAUGUCCCGGGGAAGCACAGAUUUACCGGCUCUCAGAGCUGAAAGAUGCUACAAAUGGGUUCAAGGAAUUUAAUGAGCUAGGAAGAGGGAGCUACGGAUUUGUGUAUAGAGCCGUACUCCCAGAUGGUCAACAAGUAGCAGUUAAAAGAGCAAAUGCGGCUACUAUAAUUCACACCAACAUCAGGGAGUUUGAGACGGAGUUGGAGAUCCUUUGCAAUAUGAGGCAUUGCAAUAUAGUAAACUUGUUGGGUUAUUGUAUGGAGAUGGGGGAGAGGCUGCUUGUUUAUGAAUACAUGGGCCACGGAACUUUGCACGAUCAUCUUCAUGGUGGUCUCUCCUCUCUUAGUUGGACUCUCAGGUUGAGGAUCGCAAUGCAAGCUGCAAAAGGACUUGAGUACCUUCACAUGGAGGCUAAUCCUCCAGUUGUUCAUAGGGAUGUCAAGACAUCAAACAUACUUUUAGAUUCUGAUUGGGGAGCGAGGAUUUCAGAUUUCGGCUGCUCUAAUCUCAAUGAAAAAGAUGUUAGUGAUGAUUUGAAGAAUGAUGUUUACAAUUUUGGGAUAGUUUUGCUAGAGAUUCUUAGUGGAAGGAAAGCAUACGAUGUGGAUUACUCACCUCCAAAUAUUGUUGAGUGGGCAGUUCCCCUCAUACGAAGAGGGAAGGCGGCUGCUCUCAUCGACAGGUAUGUGGCUCUCCCAAGAAACGUUGAGCCAUUGCUUAAGCUAGCUGAUAUAGCAGAGUCUGCAGUUCGAGAAAAUUUAAAUGACCGGCCUACAAUGAGAGCGAUAGCUGAUUCACUGGAGCAGAUUGUAAGGGAAGGAUUAAUGGUGUAGUUGUUGGUGAAAUCUGAUGUUACAUAAAUCAAAAGAAAAUUACAUGGAAGCUUUUGGUGGAGUAUAGCGUGAUUACAAGUUACAACUGUAUAUGUAUCCUGAGCCUCUUGUACAUUAACUUGCCAUUUUGCUCUUCUUGUUUCUAUUUUUCUUCAAUUUAUACAUCACAAAGUGAAGUAAAUUGAAAUUGUUGUAGCAUUUGAGAAUUGUUGUUCUUCAUACGAAUUCAUACAAUAAUACCCUGUUGUGUAAAGUGCAGGGCAUUCAAAUCAUUUCAUUAUAUGCUGAUUUCUUUCUACACACUUCUCGGUAUUUAUUGGUGAAAUAACAAAAAAGUGUUUCACA
This is a messenger RNA of Beta vulgaris subsp. vulgaris (sugar beet), 3179 nucleotides long. Its product is annotated as serine/threonine-protein kinase-like protein CCR1. The transcript has a single exon. Gene Ontology annotation, molecular function: protein binding; ATP binding; protein kinase activity. Bases 552 to 2834 code for a protein of 760 amino acids. Gene Ontology annotation, biological process: protein phosphorylation. NCBI's taxonomy places the organism in Eukaryota, Viridiplantae, Streptophyta, Magnoliopsida, Caryophyllales, Amaranthaceae. The record is from RefSeq and is a predicted model, not a curated record.